GACCAUAACUAUUAAGAGGGGGGUAAAACGCUGUAUUUCCAUGGCGAAGGUUGUCUUGGCGGGAUGGCAUUUUCUCCUCGUCUGCUUUUCAUCCUUAAUUUGUUUACGUUUCAUCCAAGAGCAGGAGCGGGGAGUGUAACACAUACCCAAGGAAAAACGCUCUUAAACCACCUGUGACACGAGUUUUUGGUCCUAAAGAGAGUGUGGGAAGAAAGAUAUGAGACUAGCCAAGUGUUAUAGUGGCCAUUAACAUGACUUCCCUAAUUAUCGUGGAUAAAAAUGAUAAAGAAAGUGAGGGCAAUGUGUCGGGAUCUGAGGAGGAGGCGGAUGAGAAAGACCCGCUACAUGUUGGCUCUUCCACACCCUCCCCCAGUGGUGAUAGUGUAGUGGCGCCGCGAUCCCAGAGUAAUAUGGUGGAAACUAUAAGCCCUCCCGGCCAGUGUGUUCCCAUAAUGGUGGAUGAUGUGCCAGUUUACUUGACGCAGUUAGAGGACGGAUCACCUGUCUACCUCCGUCAGUAUCCCCCAACUGUUGAGGAAUUGUUGUCAAGCCCUCUAGAUCAGUGCUCCAGUUUUGACGGAUUUUCUGAGGCUAGUGGGAGCACUUUUGAAGGGUUCUCAGAAACUAGUGGGAGCACUUUUGAGGGGUUCUCAGAAGUAAGUCGGAGUAGCAGUAUUACUUUUGAAGGGUUUUUACAGGAUAAUCUUGAAGACUUACAAGCUGCUAAUGUGCUCAGAGACAGAGUGUUGCGGUCUGCAAGAUGUGAAAAGGAAGAUUUAGAUGAACUUAUUAAAAAAGAGGAAAUUGUUUUUGAAGAUGUUGGUGAUGAUCCACCUUUGGAAGAUGAUACAAAGAAUAAUGUGUCUGUGAUGUUUCCAAGUGAAUUGUCAAAAGAGGCAACUGAAAAUUUCAAGACAAAGAAUGUGGACUCAAUCCAAGGCCAAGUUGAAACAAACAAAAGUAAAAAAUUAGUCCUUGACUGUCACGAAAGUACACCAGUAUGUAACAACCAGCCAACUACAUCUGGAAUUAUUCCUAAAAAGUUGUUUUCUUCAAGUAAAUCCAAGAAAUCGCCUCAUCAAAAUUAUGAAACUAAUAAAAGUGAGCAUGUAAGAGAUCAACUUCAAACAGUGGAAAAAAAGGCAGAAACGUCUACUCGGCAAACAAGACGCAGUGUUGACCAGAAUGAAAGUGAAGGAAGUGAUGCUCAGGGAGGCUCACUUAAGACGAGGAGAUUAAGCAGCAGGUUACCAGUAGAAGAGAGAAAUGAACUGUCCUCUGAGGGGAUAAUUAUUGUUUCAGAUUACGACCACAUAGGGGAAUUUUGCACUUCAGUCGGUUGCACCAUAAGUUUUUUGGAGAGUAUGAAAAUAAAAAAUGUCACUGUCAAUAAUGGGAUUGUUUAUGAGCUCGAUGAGUUCGCUAAGAAAAUUGCUUGGGAACGGGUUGACGUUGCUAAGUGGAUUCAGCGAUUAAGUGGAGUCAAAUGUAGGGAACCAACAGUUGAGGACUUGGAGAAAAUUCACAUGGUUUUGAAGCGUAGGAAGGCUCUUAGAGUAACACUAGCUGGGCAAAAGAUUGGUAACAUGAAACUAAGAGCUUUUGAUUCAACACAGUUUAUUUUGCCAUCAUCAGUAAAGGAGGAAUUCCCAGAGCAUGAGGGAUUACUGUUUGUUACUGUUAAGGAAGAAGAAGUUAAUGCUCAAGGUAACCUGUCAGGAAGUCAGACAUCACCUGAACACAAAGGAAGUACUUUAAGUAAGAAGAGGAAAUUAUCUUUUAAAAAAUAUCAGGCCGAGACAUUUACCCAUGACGAAUCAUCUUGGUGCUCGAAGGAGGACAAAGAAAUGGGGUUAAAAAAGAGUAAGAAAGAACCAGUAAGGAAUAGAUGUGCAACUGAGAAAGAAACCAGUUCUAUUUGGAAGACACCGGAGAGUGAAAAGUGUUCAGUAAAUGAGAAAGAGGAGGGCAAAGAUGAAAGGGAAAUGAAGAAUGAAAAGGAAGAAGAAUAUAAGAAAGAUGAUGGUAGAAGGAAGAGAAUUAAUUAUAGAAAAAAUUCAAAAAUUGGGAAACAUUGUCUGGACAGGGGUGAUGCAGAAUUAUCACUAGUCAGUAACAAUGAUUCUGUCCUCAUACAAAAAGCAGCAGCAGAAGUGAAUGAAAAACAAACUCAAGAAACUGUGUGCAUCAAUUUAUCAAGUGAGGUGAAGGAAGAAAUAGAGAUAAAGACAGAAAAAGUGCCAUUGACUUCUGAGGUACAGAACGUUGAUGCAGGGACAUUUGGCGUGAGUAAAAGUGGGAGGCUUCGGAAACUUAGUGCAAAGGGGUUUUCUUCUUUCGAGCUUAAAAGUCUAUUCAUGCCUACUCAACCUCCUCUCUCUACUCAGUCAUCACAGUCAACUAAUGUUACAGAAAAGCCAAAGAGUUGCUCUCAUUUUACCAGUAAGAAUGAAUAUCGAAAAGAAAGAACACACGAGUUUGUACCACACCAAUUUAAGGGGUCGUUAUUAAAUUUUUCCAAUAAAUAUAGAAAUCUGCUUGAUGUUGAUAAUUCAGUGAUUUCAUUUACAUUUAAAGAUGGCCAUUUAGUUCCCAAGUUUAAGGAAAUUGAUUAUUACCUUGGAGAUUACUGUUGCGAGGCGGGGGUGACAGUCGAAGAUUUAAAUUCAAAUGGUCCCAAAGAUGUGGACAUGACGUACGGUAUGAUAAAGGAGCUUCAGGAAUUUUACCUCUCAAGAGGUGCAACAAAAACUGCUUUGGCUGUCAGAUUGUUUCAGAUGUGUCAACAGAAAAUAGUUGAUUAUACACAUAUUUUGACUGCUGUAAUAACUGUAACCAAGGCAGCCAAGACAAGUAGCUUAGACUUCCCUAGAUUACAGAAAGAAUUUAAAUUUCCUAAGAGACAAUUUCCUGGUCAACCAAGAAAACAGAAGGAACCCAAACCCCCACAGAAAAAGAAGAUGCUUAUUUCAACAAAAUCACUCAUGAAUUUAUCUUCAAAGAAGAAGAAAAAAGAUCUGUCUCUCAAACUUAAAAAGAUGAAAAAUGCAAAGACUGCAAAUGUUCGUGGUAGGAAGAAAAAAAUAGAGAUGACAGUUAACACCACUACAGAAGAUGUAGGUCUUGAUACUGAGGUUGUAAGGACAAGAGGGAAGGAAGGCUCAAUCACACGAGGUGACAUUGUAUGUCUUUACACUCAUUGGUUAAAAAGCAAGAUGGCAGUAGGUAGUAAUGUUUUUGUUACUGAUCUCUUAAAAGAUGUUGAAAAGUUGAUGAUGGAGAGAAAGGUUCAGUUGAUUCGCAUCCCAGCCGGCACUCUCAUGUCAUCUUCCGUCAAACUUCAUGAUGAAUACAAGCAAAUGCUUAAAGUCAGCAAAGAGGAUGCCUUGAUGUACCUAGAAGAAGAUUGGCUUGAGGACAUCCAAUAUUUGGUUUCUCUUUCUGGACCUUCUCGGCGCAGCACUGUUGAUGGAGAUAAUGGUGAUAACACUACAGAGAAAAUGGAUGUUAGUUCUUCAGCUCAGAAUGAGAAGUCAGGUGUUAGUGAUUCAGAGUUCAGUGAGAAAAGUUUGGCCAUAGAUGAUUCUGUAAUUUCUGAUGAUUCAAGUACAUCAACCAACAAGAAGACCCCAGGAAGCCAAAAGACUGAUGAUCAAAGUGCAGCAGCCAGUAUAGGAAAAAGGUCAUUGAAAAGGAAGGGUAUCAGUAAUUCUGUAGAAGGGUGUGAUCUUGAAAGUUUUAAGGGAGAUGACAUUAAGAAGUGUCCAAGAAAGCAGAAAGAUAGUCUGUUUACUGAAACACAUGAAGAUUUGAUUCGUAAGACCAUCGAGAAGAAGAAUAAUAAUAACCCACUUUAUAAAGAAGAAGAUUAUGAGGUUCAAAAAAUUCUUGAUCACCAAAUUAUGUAUGAUGAGAGUGGAGGUACACAUUAUGGGUACAUAGUCAGAUGGUUAGGUUUUGGGCCAGAGGAUGAUUCCUGGGUAAAUGAAGCAGACCUUCAUUGCCCUAAAUUACUGGAUAGCUAUUGGAAAACUGCGAAGAGAAGGAAGGGGGGUGGCAGAUUGUCUUGGAAAAAAUCUUUGAGUAAGAAGCCUGAAGAAGGUGAAGUUCUAGAUGUUGCCAUUGUUGGUGUAGAUGGACCUGAUAAAGAAAAUGGGAAUAUUAUUGAGACAAUGAUACGGCGUACAUCUCAAGAUAAUUCUUCUGGCCCUAAAGAUCCCCAAAAAGGGGAAAAUGUAGUUACAGUGCGUGAACUCCUGGAUUUAUAUGAUACUUGGCGACAAGAGAACCAGAAUGUUUUGAUGGCUGGAGGUUCCAACACUGUCAAUCUAGAGAUGCUGGUGACCCGAGCCAGAGCUUUAAUGACCUCCAGAUGUAUCAAGUAUUUUCAUCCUGAGUCUCUCCUAAAUGCUUGCUUUAUGAUGACUUUGAUGAGGACAACAUUAAAGACUGAAAGAACAUUAUGUAGGUUUCUAGACAGCGACUGCUCUGAAGUUCUUGAAGCAAGCUAUAAGCAGCACCUCAAAACACAACAGAGGCACAGAAAUGGAGGAGUACCUGAGAGGAAAAACAGAGCCAAUGGAAAUAUUAACAUAUCUAUCCUUCAGAAUGAAUUAAAGAGGCUGCAGCAAGACUUUUCAGAGGCUGUAGGGUUAAGAUUGGCAAACCGCAAUAUACUCAGAAUGAUGGAAGAAGAGUUGCAUUGCCUUGAGAAUAUCUUAAAGUCUUCCAAAGAUGGUAGUGUCAGUACAUCCUGUCUUCUGCAGCAGGAACUGCAGAUAUUGAAAGAGGAUUUAAACAGCUUAGAAAAUAAGAAUGGAAGACGAUCAAACUCAUUAGUAUCUAACACUAAAAGAAUUGGGCGUGGAAAGAGUGUUGAGGACUCCAAACCUCUAAUUGCUUUUACAGAAACAAAUUCCAACAAGUUUAAAGAAAUAGUUCUCCAAACUGGCCAAGAACUUAUUGAAUGUGGAGUACCAAGCCAAAAAGUUGACAGUGUUAUCGAGUUAGUCGUGAAUAAAAUUGGUGGACAAAGACUCCGGGCUUGGCCUGUUGAAGCUCAGAGCAUAUCGGAAGUAAUUGGACUGAAGCACAAGUGA
Messenger RNA from Homarus americanus (American lobster), 5099 nucleotides. RefSeq lists its product as uncharacterized. Lineage: Eukaryota; Metazoa; Arthropoda; Malacostraca; Decapoda; Nephropidae. The coding region runs from base 252 to 5099 and encodes 1615 amino acids. The transcript has a single exon. The record is from RefSeq and is a predicted model, not a curated record.